Messenger RNA from Diabrotica virgifera virgifera (western corn rootworm), 2519 nucleotides. RefSeq names its product zinc finger protein 664-like. The transcript has 2 exons. The record is from RefSeq and is a predicted model, not a curated record. Gene Ontology annotation, molecular function: RNA polymerase II cis-regulatory region sequence-specific DNA binding; DNA-binding transcription factor activity. Lineage: Eukaryota; Metazoa; Arthropoda; Insecta; Coleoptera; Chrysomelidae. Bases 186 to 2066 code for a protein of 626 amino acids. Gene Ontology annotation, biological process: regulation of transcription by RNA polymerase II.
GUGCUUGAUCGCUUGAUUGGGUUGGAUGUGGCAUGUGGCAUCACUGCACUGGGUUAAUUACAGUGAUGUGGGAGGGAGCUAAUUUUAGCUUCUCGCUUCUCGUAAUUUUUAAUUAAUUAAUUAUAGUGAUUUCACUUUUUAAGUGUAAAAUUAUUAUUGAAAUACAUAAAAUCAAGUGUACUCAAAUGGAAGUAAAGCAAGAAGUUAGCGAGGAAACGUGUAAAAUAGAAAUAGAGUAUACUGACUUAGAUGAUUUUAAAUGUGAAAUUCAGGAGCAGGAGAAAUCUAGUACGCCCCACAGUACACAGGACGCUAAUGACUAUUUACACUUAAUGGAAUAUCCCAUAAAUACGCAAAUAGUACAUCAUGGAAAUAAACUUAUCCAAUUUCAAGAAUACCAGAAAACUGAAAGAGGUUAUCCUCAAGAGGAGAGCAAAUUGGAGGUUAUGGAGACACUACUAAUGAAACAUUCAUCUCAUGAAGGAAGUUAUAUGACCCAACAAGAUGAAGGAAAAGCAUUAAAUCAAAAUGUUAUGGAAGUUAUUGCGACUGGACAAAAACCUUACAAGUGCGAAGUUUGUUCUAAGCAGUUUAGCAAAUCAAGUCAAUUAAAAAUACAUUCCAAUGUACACACUGAAGACAAGCCUUACAAGUGUGGAAUUUGUUUUAAGCAGUUCAACCAAUCAAGUAAUUUGAAAACACAUUUGAGAGUACACACUGGAGAAAAGCCUUAUAAGUGUGAAAUUUGUUUUAAGCUAUUUUCUCACACCAGUGCUCUGAAACUACAUAUGAGAUUGCACACUGGAGAAACCCCUUACAAGUGUGAGGUUUGUUUUCAGCAGUUUUCUCGAGCAGGUCUUCUAAAAAAGCAUUCGCAAAUACACACUGGAGACACACUUUACAAGUGUGAGAUCUGUUUUAAACCGUUGAGUGGACCUAGUGCUUUGAAAACACAUUUGAGAGUGCACAGUGGAGAAAAACCACACAGGUGUGACACUUGCUUGAAACAGUUUUAUACUAAAUUUGAAUUGAAAAGACAUUUGAGAAUGCACACUGGAGAAAAUCUUCACAAGUGUGACGUUUGUUUUAAAGAGUUUAGUGAACCAAGUACUUUGAAAAACCAUUUGAGAGUGCACACUGGGGAAAAACCAUUCCAGUGCGAUAUUUGUUCUAAACAGUUUAGUGAAGCAAGUAAUUUGAAGACACAUUUGAGAGUGCACACUGGGGAAAAACCAUACAAGUGUGAAGCUUGCUUAAAACACUUUCUUACUUCGAGUGAUUUGAAAAGGCAUUUCAGAACGCACACUGGAGAGAAACUUCACCAGUGCGAGAUAUGUUUUAAACAAUUUACUGAAGCAGGUACUUUGAAAACACAUUUGAGAGUACACACUGAAGAAAAACCUUACCAGUGUGAUAUUUGUUUUAAGAAUUUUGCUCGAGCACAUGUCUUAAAAAAUCAUUUGCGAAUCCACACUGGAGCAAAACCAUACAAGUGUGAGAUAUGUUUUAAGCAGUUUUCUCAAAAACAUUUUAUAAAAAUCCAUUUAAGAACACACACUGGUGAAAAACCUUACCAGUGCGAGAUAUGUUUUAAACAGUUUUCUCUAACAAAUCACCUAAAAAGACAUUUGCGAAUACAUAGUGGAGAAAAACCGUACAAAUGCGAGAUUUGUUUUAAGCAGUUUUCUCGGGAUAGUCAUUUGAAAGUUCAUUAUAAAGUACAUAUUGGAAAAGAGCUUAACCCUUUCAGUGUGCAUGGCACGGAUUCGUGCCAGGCUGCGUUUUCAGACAGUGCGAGUGGCACGGAACUGUGUCAAACUGAGUUUUCAGACAGUGCAAGUGGCACUGAUCCGCAUCAAGCUGUGUUUUCAGACAGUGUGAGUGGCACUUAUCCGUGUCAAGCUGUGUUUUCAAACAGUGUGAGUGGCACGGUGCCGUACCCGGCUGCGUUUUCAGACAGUGCGGGUGGCACGAAUCCACGUCAAGCUGUGUUUUCAGACAAUGCGAUUGGCACGGAUAAGUGCCAGGCUGUGUUUUCAGACAGUGUGCAUGGCACGGAUCAGUGACACUGUUGCACAUGCACAUUCUCACUUUAAUUGCCAUUCUGAGCGCUAGUUCAAGGUAGACGUACGUUGACGAGUGUGUAGCGUACGUAUCGAGACUUCUAAAAAGUUUGUUUCGGAUUUUGAUUUUCGUAGGUAGAUUAAUAUGGAUGAUAGUACCUAAGGCAAGACCGUCAGACAAAAAUGUCAUUUUGAAUGGUUGUUGGCAACUUCAACAUGUGAACAACUCAAUUUGGGAUCAGAUGGUACCGUGGGCAUAAUACAUGUGAUAUUUUGUGCAUCCAUGUUUAAUUUCAUAAUUCUAGUCAAUGUUUUCAUGACUGAUUAAAGUUUAAUAUUUUCAUUUUGGUGGUUAGCAUGUCGGCACUGAUGAUAACCUGUUAUCAGAUUGAAAACUAGUUCUGCUUGUAAUGUAGGCCUUUUUAGGAUUUUAAUAAAUAUAUCUUUUAUAAAGGA